AGCACAAGAGAAAGAGAGAGAGAAAGAGGGAAACCAGUGAAUCUGAACCAUGCAGAUGAAAUCUCCAUCGUCUUCAACCUCCACGAAACUCAAAACCCUAAUCCACAACCUCAUCACUCACCCCGUUUACAGAUUCAUUCGAGCUCUAAACAAAGCCAAAUCCAUUCUCCUCGAAGCUUCCAAACACAACAGCAGCAGCAAAAAUAGGGUGCUCAUGAUGUUUUAUCCCAGAAAAACCUCCAAGAAACAGAGCAAGAUCCUCUUCGGCUCUUUCAGACUACACUACAACUGGUGUUCCUCCCACGUUGUUCCUGUCCCUGUCCCUCCUCCUGUCCCUUACCCACUUCAUCACAACUCUUUGUUCGAUCCAGAAUUCCCGUGCGAUGAUCUGGUCGUGAACGGUGAUAACGAGGAUCGUGAGUCUCAGCUGUCUGGUUAUCUGGAAUGGCUCGAAGAGAAGGUCGGUGACGAUUGCAUCAAUGGCGAUAGCAAUAACAAUGGGGAAGAGAAAGAGAGAGAGAUCGGCGACGAUAUCGAUCGUUUAGCUGAUAAGUUCAUCGCGAGCUGUCAUGAGAAGUUCUUGUUGGAGAAGGUUGAGUCUUACAGGAGAUUCCAAGAAAUGUUGGCCAGGAGUUUGUAAGAGUUUUCCUUUUUGUGUCUAAAUCUGGUCUGAUUUUGUAAUAAGAUGGGGUAGUAAGAGCGUUUGAAAAGUUAGGGGGUUUUGUUGCAAGAAGAUGAAACAUGCGGGGAUAAAGCGUAAGUUUUAUGUGGAGGGUUUUGUAAAAAAAAAAUUAAAAGAUUUUGUUUUCUAUUAAUAAUGGGCAGAUGUAAG
Tarenaya hassleriana is the source of this 832-nucleotide messenger RNA. RefSeq lists its product as uncharacterized. The record is from RefSeq and is a predicted model, not a curated record. The transcript has a single exon. Bases 50 to 640 code for a protein of 196 amino acids. Lineage: Eukaryota; Viridiplantae; Streptophyta; Magnoliopsida; Brassicales; Cleomaceae.